ACCACCACCUUCGCCGGCGGCGGCCCAAACCCUAGUCUCCACCGUCGUCUCAAUCCUGAAGCACCACCGCUCCAAGUCCCGCUGGAACGAAAUCCUCUCUCUCUUCCCCACCGGUUUCACUCCCUCCGAAUUCUCCCAAAUCACUCUCCUCCUUCGCAACACCCCCCACCUCUCUCUCCGCUUCUUCUUCUUCACUCUCCGCCACUCUCUCUGCAACCACUCCCUCCAUUCCUACUCCAUCCUCAUCCACACCCUCUCUCGCUCCCGCCUCAAACCCCAAACCCUAACCCUAAUCCAAUCCUCCCUCAUCCACUUCCCCGAUACCAACAAAACCCCCAAAAUCUUCGAAACCCUCGUCAAGACUUACCGACAGUGUGACUCCGCACCAUUUGUUUUCGAUCUGUUGAUCAAAGCUUGUUUGAGAUCGAGAAGAUUCGAUCAGGCCAUUGAAAUUGCUCGAAUGCUACGGUCUAGAGCUAUUUUCCCUAAUGUUAGUACCUGUAAUUCGUUGAUUAGGUCGGUUUCGAAGUUUCGUGGGUGUUUUGCAGGGUAUGAUUUGUAUAAACAGGUUUUUGGGUUUGAUUCUGAGGUUAAGAGUAGGAUUGGUGGUGUUAAGAUUGUUCCCAAUGUGCAUACUUUUAAUGUGAUUAUGCUUGCUUUUUAUCAAGAUGGUUUGAUGGAUAAAGUGGGAGAGGUUUGGGGUGAAUUGAGCAAAUUGGGGUGUGAACCGAAUUCGUAUAGUUAUAGCAUUUUCAUGGCCGCGUAUUGCGAUGAUGGGAAGAUGGGGGAGGCUGUGAAGUUGUGGGAAGAAUUGGUAAUCAAGGGUUUGAAACUUGAUGCUGUGGCAUACAACACCAUGAUUGGUGGAUUUUGUAGAAUUGGAAAGGUUGGAAAGGCAGAAGAGUUUUUCAGAGAAAUGGGGUUGAGUGGUGUGGAGAGUUCUUGUGUCACUUUUGAGCAUCUCAUUAGUGGGUAUUGUCAGAUUGGGGAUGUCGAUUCGGCGUUACUGUUGUAUAAGGAUAUGUGCAGGAAGGGUUUGAGGCCAGAGGGUUUGACAGUUGAUGUUGUUAUUAGAGGACUUUGUGGGGAGAAGAGGGUUUCUGAGGCUUUGGAGUUUUUGGGAGUUGCAAUGAGAAAUCAUGAGAUUGCACCGAAAAGGAAGAGUUACGAGUUUCUAAUAAAGGGAUUAUGUCAAGAGGGAAGGACGGAAGAAGCAUUGAAGCUUCAGGCAGAGAUGGUAGGGAAACGGUUUGUUUUGAGCCGAAUUCAGAGAUUUAUAGCGCAUUCAUUGAUGCAAAUACAAAACAAGGGAAUGAUGAACUAGCAGGGAUGUUGAAGAAGGAAAUGGCAGAAACUCAAAUGCCCAAGAAACAAGAAUAGCUGAUUUUGUCCCUCAGCAUUGUGAGGUACCUUUGUUUUGGGUUCAGAUUGCUACAAUCCUAAAUAGAGGCGGGAACACAUCUUUCUUGACAUACAGCUUGCUGUAUGGUGAGAAUUAUUUUGGGAGUAGGCGCAACUACUGUAAGUUGGAUUUUGCUCCUAGGUAAGUAAAUACAAAAUCUGGUGAAAGAUGCAAAAUUCAACUUUAGGGCUUUCCCUUCUGAAAUGAAAGUUUGUAUGCAAUUUUUAUUUUUUUGUUUCCUACUCUAAGUAAUCCAUCCCAUUUGCAUAAUGACAUGUAUAGUUUAUCUAGGAAUUCUGAACACUUGAUCAAAAUUGGCUUACAUUUUAGUAAAUUGAUCGAAUUUGUUUAAUCCUUUAAGGGCAGAUUUAACAGUUGAUUACUUGUUUUGAAAUCCUCGUUGUGAACCAAGUCAACCUUCCACUCAAAGGUAGAUUUUUUGUGAGUUCUCUUAAGAGAAGACAUAACUACCUUAAAUUGAAGUUUUGAACAGCUGUUUUCGGGGAAAUGUCAAUUUUUGGGUGAAGCUUCGUGCUAUUGGUUGGUUAUAGAAGGAGGAGAUUGGAAGUAAUAAUACCAUAUUAUUAUGACGAGGAGGAAUUCAUACCUUUUUCUGCUCUCUCUCCCUCUCCCUCGCGUUGUCAGUCAGUCGGUUAACUACCAAAUUGACUUGUAACAAUUAGAUCUGUGAAGAAUCAGAAGGGUAAUCCUAGCCAAUCUUUUUCUUUUUUUAUUUUUUAUUUUUGGCAAUGCAAGAUCUCAUGUCUUUAACAUGGGUUAUCAGUUAUUAUUGGAAAAAGUUAAAAGAGUUAUUGAAUAUAUUUUCCCAUAAUUUUUUGUUGUAA
Messenger RNA from Camellia sinensis, 2247 nucleotides. Its product is annotated as Tetratricopeptide repeat (TPR)-like superfamily protein. The record is from RefSeq and is a predicted model, not a curated record. Gene Ontology annotation, molecular function: protein binding. Lineage: Eukaryota; Viridiplantae; Streptophyta; Magnoliopsida; Ericales; Theaceae.